Molecule: messenger RNA, 828 nt
Organism: Trichoderma atroviride IMI 206040
Lineage: Eukaryota; Fungi; Ascomycota; Sordariomycetes; Hypocreales; Hypocreaceae
Source: RefSeq, a predicted model, not a curated record
AUGAGGCUAAUCAACACGCGGACACUAAAGCUGCACCAGUUCCACGGCAAGCCGCCACCCUAUGCCAUUUUGUCCCACACUUGGGGCCAGGAGGAGGUGUCUUUCCAAGACUUUCACUCGCCAGAGCUGCGAGAAAAGCUAGCUGGAUUCCCUAAAAUCAGGGAUACUUGCAAGAAAGCAUAUGCCCAAGGCUUGGAUUACGCCUGGGUAGAUACAUGCUGCAUAAACAAGAAUAGUAGCUCAGAACUUAGCGAAGCAAUCAAUUCCAUGUUCAAGUGGUACAGGAAUUCAGCAAUCGCUUAUGCAUUCCUGGAGGAUUACCCGUCUCUGAACAUCGAGAAAACUGCCCUAACUACAGCGGCUGUUGGCUUUGGCCAGAGCCGGUGGUUUACUCGAGGCUGGACUUUGCAAGAGCUUAUUGCACCCCCUCGACUCGAAUUCUACAACAAAUCAUGGGACAAGAUUGCAGAAAAGACAGCUGUUGCAAAGCAGCUUGCGGUGAUCACGGGGAUUGAUGCUUUUGUUCUCGACGGCUCGGGCCCCCUUCAGCAGGUCAGUGUGGGAAGGCGUCUGAGUUGGGCUGCUAAUAGAGAAACAACUCGCGAGGAGGACGUUGCAUAUUCUUUAUUCGGACUCUUUGAUGUCUAUAUGCCCCUAAUCUACGGGGAAGGAAGCAGGGCUUUUCUUCGGCUACAGGAACAUAUUCUUCAACAAUCUGAUGAUCAUACCAUCUUCGCGUGGCGAGCCGCAACUCCGUCGACGGAUCCAGACAUGGCAUAUGGGCUGUUUGCAAAGUCUCCAAGAGAUUUUCAUAAUUUUGUGGACUAA